Photinus pyralis (common eastern firefly) is the source of this 1268-nucleotide messenger RNA. RefSeq names its product UDP-glucuronic acid decarboxylase 1-like. Gene Ontology annotation, molecular function: NAD+ binding; UDP-glucuronate decarboxylase activity. The record is from RefSeq and is a predicted model, not a curated record. Gene Ontology annotation, biological process: D-xylose metabolic process. NCBI's taxonomy places the organism in Eukaryota, Metazoa, Arthropoda, Insecta, Coleoptera, Lampyridae. The coding region runs from base 27 to 1175 and encodes 382 amino acids. The transcript has 6 exons. Gene Ontology annotation, cellular component: cytoplasm.
GUGAUUGUCUAUCUUUGGCUUCGACAAUGUCAACGAAUAGUACGGAAGAUUAUGACUGCUCCUCCGAGAGUACUUGCCUUUUAAAGGCAGAGUUGGAAAUUGCCUUACGUCGCAUUUCAGAAAUCGAAGAAAAGUUGGAGGAACUGGAUAUGCAAAUCCCAAAGAAGUACGCAGACGUACCACGCCUAAAUUAUUUAAGGAAGAAGCGCAUACUGGUAACUGGCGGUGCGGGAUUCGUUGGCUCUCAUCUAGUGGACGCAUUAAUGCUACAAGGUCACGAAGUAAUAGUAGUGGACAACUUCUUUACCGGCAGAAAACAAAACAUUGCUCAUUGGAUUGGGCAUGAAAACUUUGACCUGAUACGUCACGACGUCAUAAAUCCGCUGUUCGUCGAGGUCGAUCAGAUCUACCACUUGGCCUGUCCAGCUAGUCCACCGCACUACAUGCAGGAUUCCGUGAAAACUAUUAAGGUCAAUACAUUGGGAACGAUAAACAUGCUUGAACUAGCGCAAAGAGUAAAUGCAACGAUACUAUUGGCUAGUACCUCGGAAGUCUAUGGCGAUCCCGAAGAACACCCCCAGUCAGAAACGUAUUGGGGAAAUGUUAAUCCCAUCGGGCCAAGGGCGUGUUACAAUGAAGGUAAAAGGGCCGCCGAAAGUUUAGCUCACGUGUACUCACAACGGAACAACCUAAACAUUCGAAUUGCGCGAAUAUUUAACACAUUCGGUCCUAGAAUGCAUAUAAAUGACGGACGAGUCGCCUCAAACUUCAUCGUUCAGGCGUUGCAAGAGCGAAGUCUCACGGUGUAUGGUACCGGAAACCAAACAAGAUCGUUUAUGUACGUUUCGGAUUUGGUCGAGGGAUUAAUAGCCCUAAUGGAAUCAAGUUACAGUUCACCCGUUAAUAUAGGAAAUCCUAUUGAAUUUACAAUAAAUGAAUUCGCAUCCAUUAUUAGACAAUUAGUUGGCGGGGGUAGCCAAAUAGACCACGUAGAAGAACCCCAGGACGAUCCACGAAAACGUAAACCGGACAUCACGAGAGCUAGGAGGUGUUUGAAAUGGGAACCUAAAGUUUCCCUAAUCGUAGGGCUGCAGAAGACUAUUGAUUACUUUAAAAGGGAGGUGAAGAUGUUUAACUUGCAGCUUUCCAAGUCAGCUAAUUGCACUUCAUUGUAAUUUUUAAGUGACUGACUCAGACACGAUGAACUGCGCGAUAGGAAGCUUUCUGGACAAACUGCCUGGAAAAGUUUUCCACGUCCAAUAUAUCGA